Molecule: messenger RNA, 2473 nt
Organism: Musa acuminata subsp. malaccensis (wild Malaysian banana)
Lineage: Eukaryota; Viridiplantae; Streptophyta; Magnoliopsida; Zingiberales; Musaceae
Product: E3 ubiquitin-protein ligase ORTHRUS 2
Biological process (GO): negative regulation of gene expression via chromosomal CpG island methylation; protein ubiquitination
Molecular function (GO): metal ion binding; ubiquitin protein ligase activity
Source: RefSeq, a predicted model, not a curated record
UUCGCUUCCCCUCAGCCCCAUUCGUGGAAAGAAUUCAAACCCCCUCCUCUCUCCCCAUUCUUCUCUCCUCUCGGAACCCCGCGCUUCCCACCCGCCCUCCUCCGCCGCUUCGCGUCACCGUAACCCUCCUCCGCUGCUUUCGUCGCCGUUCUUUGGUUUUCUUUUGAUGGCUCCGGACCUCCCCUGCGACGGAGACGGCGUCUGCAUGGUUUGUCGCGCGCCGCCGCCAGAGGCCGAGGUGGUGAACUGCCACACGUGUACGACGCCAUGGCACGCGGGCUGCCUCUCCAAGCCGCUGGAGACGCUCGCGGCAGUCGCGGACUGGCAGUGCCCGGACUGCUCGCCGCUUGAGGAUGGCGGCGCUGCUUUGCCCGCUGCCGCCGCUUACGCAUCUGGCGAGAAGUCUGACCUGAUCUCCGCCGUCUGGGCGAUCGAGGCGGACGCCUCGUUGACUGAGCGGGAGAAAGCCAAGCGGCGGCAGGCUCUUGUGAGCGGCAAGAAGGUUGUGGAGGAGGAGGAAGAAGAAGAAGAAGAAGAGGAAGGGGGGAAGAAGAAGAAGAAGAAGAAAGCUGAGGGUGGAGAUGAUGUUCUUGAUUUGCUCGAUGAGAAGUUCAACUGCUCUUUUUGCUUGCAGUUGCCGGAGCGGCCGGUCACCACACCCUGUGGUCACAAUUUCUGCUUAAAAUGUUUCCAAAAGUGGGUUGGGCAGGGUAAACAUACAUGUGCAAAGUGCCGAUUUUCUAUCCCGCCUAAAAUGGUGUCCCAACCAAGAAUCAACUCAGCCCUUGUAGUGGCUAUUCGUAUGGCAAAGGCUGCAAAGUCAGCCACAUCUGGGGGCCAAACAAAUGUAUAUCAUUUCAUUCGAAAUGAAAGCAGACCUGAGAAGGCAUUUACUACUGAGAGGGCUAAGAAGGCUGGUAAAGCAAAUGCAUGCAGUGGCCAGAUAUUUGUUACUAUUGCUCCAGACCAUUUUGGUCCAAUACUUGCUGAGAAUGACCCAAAAAGAAACCUAGGUGUGUUGGUUGGAGAGAUGUGGGAGGACCGGAUGGAAUGCAGGCAAUGGGGUGCCCAUUUUCCUCAUGUAGCAGGAAUAGCUGGGCAGUCUGAUUAUGGUGCUCAGUCAGUUGCACUCUCAGGAGGAUACGAAGAUGAUGAAGAUCAUGGAGACUGGUUCCUUUAUACUGGCAGUGGUGGUCGUGACUUAAGUGGAAACAAACGCACGAACAAGGAGCAGGCCUUUGACCAGAAAUUUGAGAAACUUAAUGCAGCUUUAAGAGUUAGUUGCCUGAAAGGGUAUCCGGUUCGAGUUGUAAGGUCUCAUAAAGAGAAGCGCUCUUCAUAUGCUCCUGAAUCUGGCGUGCGAUAUGAUGGAAUAUACAGGAUUGAGAAAUGUUGGCAGAAAGUUGGGGUUCAAGGAUACAAGGUCUGCAGAUAUCUCUUUGUUCGCUGUGACAAUGAACCAGCACCCUGGACCAGUGAUGAACAUGGUGAUCAGCCCCACCCCUUGCCUUCUGUUAAAGAACUGAACAGUGCAACUGAUAUUACAGAGAGGAAGGAAAGCCCUGCAUGGGACUUUGAUGUAAAACAUGGCUGGAGAUGGGUGAAGUCUCCACCAACAAGCAGAAAGCCUGUGACGAGUAGUGAUACCGACGGGAAAAAAGGUGGUAGAAAAGCAGUAAGGCAUGCCCACAAAUUGUCCGUAAGGGAGAGGCUACUGAAAGAAUUCAGCUGUCUUCUUUGCCGAAAAGUUAUGACUCAACCACUGACGACUCCCUGUGGCCACAACUUCUGCAAAUCUUGCUUGCUUGAGGCAUUCACUGAUAAAUCCUUUGUGCGGGAAAGAAUUUGUGAAGGUGGUCGCACCCUCCGAGCUCAGAAAAUUGUUAAAAGAUGUCCUUCUUGCUCGACCGAUAUAUCUGACUUUCUAUGGAACCCCCAGGUUAACAGGGACCUAAUGGAUUUGAUCGAGUCACUCGAGGACAAAACUGAGGAAGAGAAGGUGGAGCAGCAAAUUGAGGAUGACACCAGCGAAGAGGGUUGUAGUAGUGCUAAUGACACAGAAGAGGCAGCUGAGGAAGCAACCGAGGUCCAAGACAUAAAGCUGAGCAAGGAAGAAUCCGAUAACCUGGAGAAUGGGAAGCUUGAUGCUGCCGAAGGUGACUCCCAAGUCAAUGUUCUUGGCGAGAAAGAUGGUGCAGAGGACACCAUAGACGCGACAAACUCUGAGCUCUCAUGCAAGCGAAAGAACCAUUUGGCGUGUAGACGUGGUGUCAAAAGGACAAGGAACAGCGAGAGCCAGUGAUUUGUGGAGGAUGUGGAGCUGAAGAAGCUAAAAGGUCAAGCAGCUUCUUUGCGCUGCCACCAACUUGACCAAUAGAAGUCUCUAUAGAUCCUUGUGCAGCAAAAUAAACGGUGGUUUUGUGCUGACCAUAUAUGGUUACCUAAUCAUUCAUUUGGAUCCUUUGUUGAUGUA